Molecule: messenger RNA, 3183 nt
Organism: Closterium sp. Naga37s-1
Lineage: Eukaryota; Viridiplantae; Streptophyta; Zygnematophyceae; Desmidiales; Closteriaceae
Source: the annotation of a GenBank genome assembly
AUGGCCCCAUCCUGGAGCUCCGUCGUGGAACAGAUUGCCGUAGUUACCCAAUACGAACAGCAGCAGGACGACAAGCUUCAAUCCAGCCAGCUUCACAAUGAGCCCGUUCUGAUUCCAAGCCACGACCACACACAGCAUGCGCAUAACCCCGCGCCCCCUAUCGGCCGCAAGGCGCGUCCCGCCGUUUUGCUGAUUCCCGCAGUCCUUCCUCCGCCAGCCUCCCCUCUUCCGCUUCCGCCGGCCCAUCACCGGCGCCCCGACCAAUUACAGGCGCGCGCGCAACAGCUGCAGGGGGAGCCGCAUGCGCGCCAGGGGGGUCCGCACAGGCGCGCGCGCCAGCUCAAGAUCUGGGAUCUGCAACCCGAGCUCCCGCCGGCCCCUCAUUUGCGCCAUGACCGCGCGCUUGAGCGCGAGUUCGCGCAGCAACUCCGCAAUCUCCCGCCGGAGCUGCCGCCCGCCUCCCAACCGGACUCGGGACUGCCCGAGGCGCCUCCUAGUGAUGGCGCGUGCGGGGGCAGCGCGCCCGGGCGAAGCGGCUUGUGCUCCCCGGUUAACGGCGGGGUAUGCGGCACCGCCCAUUGCGCUCGCUGUGACUGGCUCAGUCGGCCGAAACGAUGGCCGUCCAUCGGCUUCCCCGUGCGGCGAACCGCGCAACUUGCGCAGCAGCCUGCUGAGGUGGAACGGGUGGCGCAUCCUGCGCGGCGGAUCGACGAGCCUGCGCCCUUCCGCGCGGGGACCGAAGAGUUUCCGCCGCCCCCGUGCGCCUUCACCUCUACUCCCGCGGAUCUCCCUCUCGAAACGCCCCGCGCUUGCCGAGGCAUGGCCGAACCAUGGGGCGGAUCGGCGGAGCUGGUGCAGGCCUUGGGCCGCGGAGGGCUGGCGGAAUCGGGUGCGGCCCUGGGGGGGGGUUGGCGGAAGCUUCCUGCGCCUGGGUGGUACCGGCGGCGGGAUUGGGGGAUCGUGAGUGCGCGGAAUGCAAUCCGCGGAGUGUCUGUGCGCCCAUCAUCCGGAGCUGUGGCUCCGCUUCCGGUUUCCCCAACAACUCAGCGUGCUCCCCCAAUGGCGAGCCAUGCUCCUACCGACGUCCCUGCUGUGCCCGAACGGAGUGGCAACGAAUGUGCAGCAGUUGAAGCGGACCCGCGCAACAAAUCCCACCGCGCCACGUGUCUCCCCAUCAGUGGCGAAGCCAUCCAGACCCACGUGGCGUCCUUCUGGCUGAAUGUGCUGGAACAUUUGGAGUUUCUGGGGGAGGUGUCAUCUGCGUUCCUGGGGGAGGCUGUACCUGGAGGACGAAACAGGCGGGAACUGGGGGAGGAGUGGAGCGGAACUCAGGCAGGAAGCAGCAUUAGCGGGCAGCCUUAUAGCCGUGAGCGUGAGCAAACCAUAGGGGCAGCAGCAGCAGCACUAGUGAUGGGGGGAAGUGAUGGUGAGAGAUUGUGCAAUGCGGUUGUGUAUGGGCAAAAGGGGGAGGCUACUGCUGCCAUGCAAGCUCGCCUACUGUCUGACCCUACCAUUCUUUCACCAGACAUGCGCUGCCGUGAUUUCAGUGGUUUCAACAUCGGUGACCUUACCAUGAGUGGCCCUGUUGGUGCCGCCUUGUGUGGCACUACUACACUUAUAAGUCUGAAAGAUCUCGCAUCUCCUCCCUUGACUUCCCUGCAGCCUCUCCCCAUGGCGUCCUCCUUCCACCUGGGGGAGGUGUUAUCUGCAGUGCCUCCUGGUCAAGGCACCACUGCUAAGAACCGCACUGAACCGGGCCGACCGUACCUGCGUGUCCGAUCCACCCUAUCAGGCCAGUCAAGCGACAUUGACACGUGUCGCAAGGGGACUGGCCACAGCCCUGCAUCCAUUCUGGACUCACCUGUUCCUUCUGAUGACUCUGGCUGUGACUCUCGCCCUGAGCUAAUGUGGGGCCAGCCCACACUCCUACUUGGCCAGGGUCUUCUUUGGCACGCUGUAGCCAUGGCCCGUAAGCGCAAGAGCGUAGCUAGUUCUGUUGACUUGUGCCCGCGGGAUCUCGACGAGAUCCCGUACAUCGCUUGGAUGAACAAACAAAUCGCGGCCGGCCGCAAGCCCGCCGGCCCUUUGCCCGAAGGAGCGCCUGGUGCGGGGGACACCUCGUUCGAAGCCCCGCGCGAUGUCCCUACCCGCGGACGCCGUCAUGCCGACCGGGUUGCCUCAUCCCGCGUCAACGACGAUGCUGCCUUCGAUGACGAUGAUGACGCCGCGGACUUUGAUUACAACGAGUGCGACGAGGCCUGCGAAGACGACGCGGACUCUGGCGAAGAGCAGGACAAGGGCAUGUCCCCCUCCGAGGAUGAAGUUGACGCCGACGAGGACGCCGAUGACGACGAGGACGCUCCCGAAGAGGCCCAGCCUGCGUCCCCGGCUCCUUGUCGCGGCCGUGCGUCUGCCGCUGCGGGAACCAAGACUGCUGCUAAGGGCGGGGAACCUCCGCGUGCCGCUGCCAAGACCCGUAACUUGCAUCCUGUUAAGCGGAGCGUGUGGUCCCCCCGCGAGAACACAAUCUUCGUGGCUGCGCGUUGGUUCAUGAAGGACGAGCUCGGGCCCCUCCUCGGGAAGCAGGGCUCUCAGUACUGGGCCCGCCUCGCGCGUCACCUCGAGAAGGAGAAUCCCGGUUGGGUGCGCGGUGUAAACGCGCUUCAGAAGCAGUGGCGCAAUCUUUUGAACAUGUACAAGCAGAUCAAGAAGGGGGAAAAGGCGAGCGGCAAGGGUGCCGUGUGCAAGCCCCACUGGUACCCGUACAUGGCGCUUUUCCAGAACAACAAGGCGGUGGGCAACCCUCACGCCGUCGACGGUGGCGGUGCGGCACACGGAACUCCUACAUCGAAGCGCCCACGUGUGGCAGAGACGGCGACGAUGGCCGCUGCAAAGCUGGUGUGCGAGACGAUCAAAGGCUGCCACUCAGACGCCAUGAGCAGGCUCGAAGGCCUCGUCCGCGCGUGGAUGGAUCAGGACGCGCGUAUUGCUCGGGAACGCGUGCAGCAGCCCGCACCCUCCCCGCAUGUCCGCGACGACAUCCCUGCCCACGCGGACAACAUGACCGACUCGCACGCCGCCGAAGGCGGCGACGACGGCUGGCUUCGUCGCGGGCAGGCGGGCGAAGACCCCUCUAACCCAGAUGCGGGUGAGGAGGUGUGGGUCCGCGGCGCCGCCGAGUGA